AUGGAUGCUGAGAACGUCGCUGAUUGGCCAGCCUCUUUGUAUACUGACGCAUCAUACAUCCACUUCCCUUUUCCCGGAGCAAAGAUGGCGGAGUACGACCUCACCACUAAAAUAGCCCACUUUUUAGAUCGUCACCUCGUUUUCCCCCUCCUGGAGUUCCUGUCUGUGAAAGAGAUCUACAAUGAAGAGGAACUACUUCAUGGAAAACUGGACCUCCUCAGUGACACAAAUAUGGUGGACUUCGCCAUGGAUGUGUACAGAAGCCUUUUUUCUGACAAGGAAAUUCCCCAGACUCUCAGGGAGAAGAGGACUGAGGUUGUGGCCCAGCUUAAGCAGCUGCAGUCAGAGACGGAGCCCAUUGUGAAGAUGUUCGAGGACCCAGAGACAACAAGGCAGAUGCAGUCCACCAGAGACGGACGGAUGCUGUUUGACUACUUGGCUGAAAAGCACAACUUUCGACAGGAAUAUCUGGACACGCUCUACCGAUAUGCCAAGUUCCAGUACGAGUGUGGAAACUACUCGGGUGCUGCAGAAUACCUCUACUUCUUCCGCGUCCUGGUCCCGUCCACAGACAGGAAUGCCCUCAACUCUCUGUGGGGCAAACUGGCCUCUGAGAUCCUGAUGCAGAACUGGGAGGCAGCCAUGGAGGAUCUCACCCGCCUGAGAGAGACUAUUGAUAACAACUCUGUCAGCUCCCCUCUCCAGUCUCUCCAGCAGAGGACAUGGCUCAUUCACUGGUCUCUUUUUGUCUUCUUCAACCACCCCAAAGGCAGAGACAAUAUUAUCGAGCUCUUUUUGUAUCAGCCACAAUACCUCAACGCUAUCCAGACUAUGUGUCCCCACAUCUUGCGUUACCUAACCACUGCCGUCAUUACCAACAAGGACGUCCGUAAGCGCCGUCAAGUCCUGAAGGAUCUGGUGAAGGUCAUACAGCAGGAGUCCUACACAUACAAAGACCCCAUCACAGAGUUCGUGGAGUGCCUGUAUGUGAACUUUGACUUUGACAGCGCCCAGAAGAAACUCAGGGAGUGCGAGUCGGUUCUGGUGAAUGAUUUCUUCCUGGUGGCUUGUCUGGAGGACUUCAUCGAAAACGCCCGGCUCUUCAUCUUUGAGACGUUCUGCAGAAUUCACCAGUGCAUCAGUAUCGGCAUGCUGGCAGACAAGCUGAACAUGACUCCCGAGGAGGCUGAGAGAUGGAUCGUCAACCUCAUCCGCAACGCCAGGCUGGACGCCAAGAUCGACUCCAAACUGGGGCACGUCGUCAUGGGAAACAACGCCGUCUCUCCUUACCAGCAGGUGAUCGAGAAGACCAAGAGCCUCUCGUUCCGCAGCCAAAUGCUGGCCAUGAACAUCGAGAAGAAGCAGGCGCACAACACCAGAAAUGAGACACCCAGCUGGGCCGGCCAGGAAUCUGGAUUUUAGCUCCGCAGUGAAAGAUGGAGCCUUUUAUGGCGUGGCAUCUUUUCUUUUUCCUUUUUUCUUUCUUUUUUUUCCACACUUGUCCGUCAAGGAGCACGGAGCUGUUAUACACUUGGUUCGAGUCAUCACCAGUUCAAUAAAAGUGGCCAGCGAAACCAUUUUCACCCAUGAUUGCCUUAUUUCUGGACAUGGCAAACGGCGGUUGAGGUUGGAGUGGUCAGACUUUUUGUAUCGGUAAUACUUGAUGAAGUUUUAAUGUGCACAUUGAGUCACCGAGCGGGACAGCUCAGACGGCAGCGUGUGAUGCGGCCCCGCGAGCAGCACAGUAAUGAUGAAUGGCUGUUUAGUCUGUCGGUUUUAUGGUGUUUUAGUGGUUCCCUUCACCGUGGCAGGCAGCCUCGCCGAGUGGGACGUCGGCUGGAGGGGGCAAACAGAGGUGAUGUACAGUUACCCGUGGUCACACUCUCUGCCAGUCAUCCUGCCCAUCUGCGGACAUAAGGGAGCCAUAAAGAACCAUUAGCCAGGCGGACACAAUCUUUUUAAUGUCCCAUCCAGCCCCCGCUUUUCUCUGCUUUUAACCUUCUCAUAACUCAGAGCUCCCGCUCGCCCUCCCUCCCUCCUCCCACUGCGACUCGCUCACAACAGGCUGCCGUUUCCUUUCGUAUGCUUGUAAUUUUCUUCCUGUGUGUCAUUUAACAACUAAACAAGGUUGUUUUUAUUUUAAUAUAAUAUCCACCUGCUUUGCUAGAUUAAACCAAAGGUCUGGGAAGAGCAGGGCCCUGCAUCGCCUCCGUGUGCGUCCCGCCCACAGGACCGGCCUUCGGAGCAGAGGGCUGACUUUGUUCCGUCCGAAGGAGAAGCAGGACAGACCGAUAAUUGGUGCUUUCCCUCUUUUAUGUUUUUCCAUAAUGCGUCACAGACCUGCUCGGUUGAUAAACAGAAGUGCGCAGUGGACAAUAGAGGUGAAGUACAAGAAAACAUGCUUUUUUCAGCCGUUUUUCCAAGUAAAC
Molecule: messenger RNA, 2429 nt
Organism: Menidia menidia (Atlantic silverside)
Lineage: Eukaryota; Metazoa; Chordata; Actinopteri; Atheriniformes; Atherinopsidae
Source: the annotation of a GenBank genome assembly